Messenger RNA from Vigna radiata var. radiata (mung bean), 1473 nucleotides. RefSeq lists its product as uncharacterized. The record is from RefSeq and is a predicted model, not a curated record. NCBI's taxonomy places the organism in Eukaryota, Viridiplantae, Streptophyta, Magnoliopsida, Fabales, Fabaceae. Gene Ontology annotation, molecular function: zinc ion binding. Bases 1 to 1473 code for a protein of 490 amino acids. The transcript is spliced from 4 exons.
AUGGCUGCAUGCAAUGUUGAAGGUUCAUUUCAGAAACAGUUCACGAGAAUAUAUGAUUAUGCUCAUGAAUUAUUGAAAUCUAAUCCUGGAUCAACAGUGAUAAUAAAGGCUGACAGUGAAAGUGGUGAGACCAUUUUUCAGAGGUUCUAUGUUUGCUUAAAAGCUUGCAAGAAUAGUUUUGCCUCUUGUAGGCCAUUUAUUGGUUUGGAUGGAUGUUUUCUUAAAGGGAAGUACAAGGGGGAGAUAUUAACCGCUGUUGGUAGGGAUCCCAAUGAACAGAUGUUACCUAUAGCUUAUGCAAUAGUGGAGGUUGAAAAUAAAGAAACUUGGACGUGGUUUUUGGACUUGUUGAUUGAAGAUCUUGGAGGGUCAGAAGUUUGUAAUUCAUGCACCUUUAUGUCUGACCAACAGAAGGGUUUAAAAGAAACAAUGGCUGAACUUUUACCUGGGGCUGAGCACAGAUUUUGCAUGAGACACCUAUAUGCAAAUUUCAGGAAAAAGUUUAGAGGGCAAACAUUGAAGAAUCUGAUGUGGAAGCCUGCUACUAGUUACUACCCCGAAGCUUGGGAAAGAGAAAUGUUAAAAAUCAAAUAUGUGAAUGUAGAGGCUUACAAACACCUCAUUGUUCUUCCCCCAAGGUAUUGGUCUAGGUCUAGAUUUACAGGUCGAGUUGUAUGUGAUACAUUAGUAAAUAACAUGAGUGAAGCUUUUAAUACUAUUAUUGUUGAUGCUCGAGGAAAGCCCAUUAUAACCAUGCUAGAGGAAAUUAGAGUUUACAUCAUGAAAAAAUGGGCAACGAACAGAAUCAAGAUGGCAAAUAUGGACUUUCAGAUUUGCCCCAAGAUUAAAAAGAGGCUUGCAAAAGAAUCAAGAUUAUGUAAGAAUUGGAUCCCUAGCUGGUGUGGAGAGAAAUUGUUUGAAGUAAGGCAUUUUGCAAUGGUUACAAACAAGUUUGUUGUGAACCUGGACACUCAAGACUGUACCUGCAGGAAAUGGGUCGUUAGUGGCAUCCCUUGCUGCCAUGCAAUUGCAGCAAUGACAUUCUUAAAUCUAAAUCCAGAAGACUUUGUCCCCAUUUGGUUCAGAAGGUCAACGUAUGAUGAAACCUAUGCGUCUAUCAUAUUUCCAGUGAAUGGGCACCUUCUUUGGGAAAGAACAUCCUACCCAGACGUCCUCCCACCAUUCAGAAGAAAGUUACCUGGCAGACCCAAGAAAAAGAGAAGGUUGAAGAGUUGGGAACUAAGAAGGGAUGAAACGCAGAUGAGCAAAGGUGGCCACCGGAAAAAAUGCAGCAUAUGUCGUAUUGUUGGCCACAACAGAAAUCAAUGCCCCUUACGUCCACAACCUUCUGAAGAACCAAGUCAAGAAAGGUCUAAACCAUGUGAUGAACCACCCCAACCAACACAGGAAUCCACAGAACCAACUGAGCCAGUCAGAAGGGACAAGUUACCAAUCAAAAGGAGACCAAAUUAG